UAACACGUUAGUUUUUCAAGUAUGUGUCGAAUAAUGCUUUAGUUAAUCUUAAAUAAUUCAAUUCAUCAAAUAAAAUUUUAUUAAAUAAAUAGUUAAAUUACAUUCCUAAAUACGCAAAAUGUUGAUGCCCAAAAAAAAUCGUGUCUCAAUAUAUGAGUACCUCUUCAAAGAGGGAGUAAUGGUAGCUAAAAAAGACUACCAUGCCCCAAAACAUCCUGAAUUGGAAUCAAUUCCUAAUCUUCAAGUAAUUAAAGCUAUGCAAUCACUUAAAUCAAGAGGAUAUGUUAAAGAACAAUUUGCAUGGAGACAUUUUUACUGGUAUUUAACAAAUGAAGGUAUUGAAUAUUUACGAUCAUAUCUUCACUUACCACCAGAAAUUGUUCCAUCCACAUUAAAACGGCAAACAAGACCAGACACAGCUAGACCACGACCUGCAGCUGGCCCACGAGCUGAAUCAGGCCGACCUGCUGAGGAUCGUACAGCAUACCGACGUGUACCUGCUUCAGGACCUGCUGGUGGCGAUAAGAAAGCUGAUGUUGGUGCAGGAACCGGUGAUUUAGAAUUUAGAGGUGGAUUCGGAAGAGGACGACCACAAUAAGUAUAAUUAUUUUUAUUUGUAAAAAGAUUUAAAUAAAAAAUUUGAAAAAAA
Messenger RNA from Chrysoperla carnea, 649 nucleotides. RefSeq names its product 40S ribosomal protein S10-like. The coding region runs from base 119 to 598 and encodes 159 amino acids. Gene Ontology annotation, cellular component: cytosolic small ribosomal subunit. The record is from RefSeq and is a predicted model, not a curated record. The transcript is spliced from 4 exons. Gene Ontology annotation, molecular function: RNA binding; structural constituent of ribosome. Lineage: Eukaryota; Metazoa; Arthropoda; Insecta; Neuroptera; Chrysopidae.